Theobroma umbraticum is the source of this 529-nucleotide messenger RNA. RefSeq names its product thionin-like protein 2. NCBI's taxonomy places the organism in Eukaryota, Viridiplantae, Streptophyta, Magnoliopsida, Malvales, Malvaceae. The record is from RefSeq and is a predicted model, not a curated record.
AAAACCUCUCUUGGAAAACAGAAAGAGCAAUCUACUUAAGUUUCAGCCUUACCUUUCUUCCCCUUGCAAACAAAAGGAAAGGGAAUAAAAAUGGAGGGAAGGGGGGUGGGGUCUGUCUUGAUGGUUUACUUGGUGUUGGGGCUCCUGGUAGGGCAGUCCACCGCUUCUUUCCAAACCUGCUAUAUGGGUUGCUUCAUUUUGUGUGUUAUUACACCGAAUAAUACGGUUUUCUCUUGCUCUGUCAAGUGCCUUAAGGACUGUAUUAUUCCAAGCUCUUCUUUUCCAAGUGGCAAAGAUACUCAAUACUUCUGCAAGCUUGGUUGUGCUACCUCCUUGUGCACCGAUCUCAGCUCCAAAGAAAAUCCAGGUGAAGAAAAGGUUGGAAGCUGUGUGGAUUCUUGCUCUGAGACAUGCGCCAUGAAGAAGUAAUUAGCUACCACAUACUCGGAGAUAGUGCUCAAUUUACUAUAUUGUUAAUUACCCAAAUGUUAAAUUUGAAUGAAUAAACUCUGAUCAAUGUUGGGGUCAA